AUACAAUACGUAAGGAUAAAGUGUAUCUGGAACAAGAAGAAGCUAAAAUUGUUGUCCCAACACAACAAAAAUUAUGGAAAUUGUUUCAUCCAAUAUUCACCAAAUACAUUCACGAGCAAAUUGUUGGGAAAUCAGAGUUGAUAGAUCUGCCACGGAGAUGGUCUCUGUCGUCACAAGCUCUAAAUGAAAUGCAAAUGAUAUUUGAUGAACAUAUUGGAAGUGAUCAACAACUAUUAAAUGAAAUAGCAUCCAAUUUCGUUCAAUCUAAGCGUCGAAUUUUUGAUUUUUCUAGGCCGGUUGUCUUUAAAAAUGAACGAACUGGUCUUCAAGUUUAUGUACAUGGAAUGACAGCAGAGUUAAUUUAUCAAUUUGGUUUUUAUCAAAAUGGACCAUAUCGUGUUGAACCAUCACUAUUAUUAAAAAUAUUAAACGGCAAAUAA
Molecule: messenger RNA, 440 nt
Organism: Didymodactylos carnosus
Lineage: Eukaryota; Metazoa; Rotifera; Eurotatoria; Philodinida; Philodinidae
Source: the annotation of a GenBank genome assembly